Molecule: messenger RNA, 345 nt
Organism: Sclerotinia sclerotiorum 1980 UF-70
Lineage: Eukaryota; Fungi; Ascomycota; Leotiomycetes; Helotiales; Sclerotiniaceae
Exons: 3
Coding region: 1-345 (114 amino acids)
Source: RefSeq, a predicted model, not a curated record
AUGGCAACCAUGGGUCCCAACAGCGUCGCCCGAGUUGUGACCUUCACCCCCAAGCCCGAAAAGCUCGAAGAAGCUCUCGCUGAAGGGGCUAAGUUCGCUAAAGUUGUCGAGGAUUCCGAGCCCGGGUGUUUAAUGUACAAAGUUUCGAAAACUAAACCAUUGACGGGUGAUGGUCCAGAACAAAUUGUUAUGGCUAUGGUAUUCAAAGACGAGGCAGCAUUAAAAGCCCAUGAGGAGAGUGCGCAUGUUCAAGCAUACAAGGCUGAUAGUAAGGCAGCAGAUUUCUUAACUGCACCACCUGAUGCUAGAAUUAUUACUCCUGCUGGAGGAUUCACCAGGGCUUAA